UCCCCAUGGCUUACCAAUCUCAAAUUUCAAACAGCUAUUCCCUGCUGAACCCCGUCUUUUAAAUAUUUGUUAUAAAAAUAAAAUAAUUAAUUAAAAAAAUAACAAAUACAUAAAAAAACAAAAAAAGAAGAAGAAAAUUCUUGGUUCAUGCUAUUGCUCUUUAGUCUUUUCUACGAAGAAAGCCUCUCGAUUAAGAAUCAAUCAUCCACGAAAAAACUCCCUUUGUCCAAAACCCACGUCAAGUUCUUACAAAUCAAUCUUAACAAUCACAUAAAUAAAUACUUGACACCCCCCAUAAGCCAAAAAAUUUUCUUCUUCAACAUCCUCACCGAUCAAUCUAUAGGUGAAGUAAGGAAAUGAACGUAAAUUUUGUGUGUGCAUCAACAUGCAAUGAGGGGACACGUGGUUGAGUUUGGGAAGUUGGAGUGGAGGUGUCAGGGGAUUUGGUGAAGGUGGAAGGGCAAAUUAUGGCGAAUCAGGUGGUGAAAGUGAAGAGGGAGACGAUUGCGGCAUGCAUGACUUGCCCGCUCUGCAACAACCUCUUUAGAGAUGCCACCACCAUAUCUGAAUGUCUCCAUACGUUUUGCAGGAAAUGCAUAUAUGAUAAGAUAUCAGAGGAGGAAUUAGACUGCUGUCCUAUUUGCAAUAUUGAUCUCGGUUGUGUUCCACUGGAGAAAUUGAGGCCAGACCACAAUUUGCAAGAUGUUAGAGCAAAAAUUUUUCCUUUCAAAAGAAGAAAGGUAAAUGCACCUGAAGUGGUAGCUCCAGUUACAUUACCAGUUAGAAGAAAGGAAAGAUCACUCUCUUCACUGGUGGUCAGCACCCCAAGAGUAGCAACCCAUGCUACGAUGACUGGAAGAAGAACAAAAUCUAUUGCAAGAAAGGCUGCUGCUUUACGAGGGUCCAGUUUUUCAGUUCAAAAGCCCAUUAAAAAAGAUCAAUCUUCUGGGGAAGAUAUUCGUAAAAGCUCAAGUUCAACUGAGAGUUUGAAUAAAUCCUCUCCAAAUAGUAGGCAGAAUUCUUUCCCUGCUGAGCCUAGCCACCAUAUGCCAAAGAAAGAAACUGAGAAUGGUGCUGAACCAUGUGAAGGGAAAUUGGAUCUUUGGAAACCUUUAAAUUGUUUGGUGGAAGUUGCAAAUAGGACUAAGUCUUUCAAGCCCAAUUCACAAGCGCCUGACAAUAAAGUAGAAACUAAAAAAGUCGUGGACCAUGAACCUCCAGUGCGUAGAUUGAAAAAAAAGGAAAACAGAUGCAAAUCAAAGGUUGAGGAUGAAAAGAAUACCAUUGAUCCUAUGGGUUCAGAGACAGUCAAACCAAAAAAAUUGCACCGGGUUUGCCGAAAAAGAGAAGCUGCUUUUGGGGAAUCAAGGUUUACUCUUAAAACAAUGCUGGAAGCUGCUAGCACUAGGCGUGAAAAUAGAAUUGGUCCAAUUUGGCUAUCUCUUGUAGCUUCUGAAGACCAGGAAACAUGUCCAUCUACGCCUCAAAUCCCUGCAAUAUACUUGAGGCUAAAGAAUGGCAAUUUACCUGUUUCAUUUAUCCAAAAGUACUUGAUAAAGAAACUGGAGCUAACUAGCGAAGCUGAGGUCGAGGUAAAAUGUAUGGGACAACCAUUGGUUCCUAGUUUGCAGCUAAAUAAUUUAGUUGAUUUGUGGCUAAAAACAAGAUCGACAUCAGAACGCAUUCUAGCAACCAUUGGUUCCUCAGCAAAGGAUUUCGUGAUGAUACUAACCUAUACUCAAAAACUCCUGCAAUCUUAAUAGUUUUGUUUAUAUUAUUAUAUUUAUAUUUUUUAUUUUCUUCUCUUACUCAGAUCAUUUUACACAGUCAAAUGCCGGAUAUGUGUCUAAUACAGGGUUAAUAGCUGCAUCUCAAUCACUUAGUUGUAACUAAACAUACCUUUUUGUUUUAUAUUAAUAUUAUCAUCCUUGCACUAAUU
Molecule: messenger RNA, 1939 nt
Organism: Ziziphus jujuba (common jujube)
Lineage: Eukaryota; Viridiplantae; Streptophyta; Magnoliopsida; Rosales; Rhamnaceae
Product: E3 ubiquitin protein ligase DRIP2
Exons: 8
Coding region: 468-1760 (430 amino acids)
Molecular function (GO): ubiquitin-protein transferase activity
Source: RefSeq, a predicted model, not a curated record